AUAAUGGCCCAACCUUCGCAACCCCAAUCCGACCCCUCCGCUUCAACCUCGCAGCCCUUUGUGUCCCAAUGGGCCUCCAGAUACCGCGGGGCAACAGUAGAAGACCUCGACCCGCCCGCAGCCCUGUCCCUGACGCCGUCCGACACCAUCUCGCUGGCGCUGCUGUCGGCCUUCGAGCGCGACUACACGCACCUGACCAUCGUCGACUCCGGCACGCGCGCGCUGCUGGGCUACCUGUCGAUCCCGCACCUGCAGGCGCUGCUGGCGGCGGGGCGCGUGCGGCCCGAGGACGAGGUGCGCGCGGCCAUGGUGCGCUUCCGCCGCCGCGGCGCCAAGUACAAGGUCAUCACCAUGGACACGCCGCUGGAGGAGCUCGAGGCCUUCUUCGAAGGCCGCGACACCGGCGGCCAGAAGCAGGACUUCGCCGUCAUCACCGACAGCGCGAGGCGCUUCGUGCUGGGUGUGGCGACGCGGGCGGAUCUGGAGGAGUUUGUCAAGCGGAGGCCUGCUUAGGAGGAGGAGGGGGAUUGAGGGGGAUUGAGGGCUGUUGGGCGUUGAUUGGCUGAUUGAUGGGGGAAGGUGGCCGGUUUUCAUCAUCAUCAUCAGCGGCGUUGGGUUUUUCUGCGGGCUUGGAAGGAAUGCGGCAUUCAACAUGGAUGAUGGGGUCUCAUGACGGCGGUUUAAUACCCGAGACGGCUGGUAAGGAGGCUCAGAUGUACCCUCGGAGCUCACGCUAUAAAGGCUCUUCCGCGGGUGGCUUUGGAAGGGACACGGAGUGAAGCAGAACGGUCUUUGCAGUCUGAGAGUCAGCACAACAAUGUUGAUUUGCAUUGCCAGGAGGCACUAAAGGUAUACCCUGGGACUCCGCGACUCCCUCGCUUAUGUAUGCCAUCCCAAGCCGGCAUGCGACCACCGCGGCCCAUGC
Molecule: messenger RNA, 925 nt
Organism: Thermothielavioides terrestris NRRL 8126
Lineage: Eukaryota; Fungi; Ascomycota; Sordariomycetes; Sordariales; Chaetomiaceae
Exons: 2
Coding region: 4-513 (169 amino acids)
Source: RefSeq, a predicted model, not a curated record